Tribolium castaneum (red flour beetle) is the source of this 1875-nucleotide messenger RNA. RefSeq names its product glaikit (gene gkt). Gene Ontology annotation, molecular function: single-stranded DNA binding; 3'-tyrosyl-DNA phosphodiesterase activity; double-stranded DNA binding. The transcript is spliced from 7 exons. The coding region runs from base 198 to 1829 and encodes 543 amino acids. The record is from RefSeq and is a predicted model, not a curated record. Gene Ontology annotation, cellular component: nucleus. Gene Ontology annotation, biological process: DNA repair. Lineage: Eukaryota; Metazoa; Arthropoda; Insecta; Coleoptera; Tenebrionidae.
AUAAUACAUCAUCCACGCGUUUUAACAUCAAAAUUGGACAAUAAUCGUGUUAUUUCACGCGGCCUGCACGAUUUUUUGCAGUGAUUACAAUUUUAUAAUUACAAGAAAUUGAAAAAAAAAAGCUUUCAAGGUGCCAACCCACGCCUGACUAAAUUCCCAAACGUUCAAAAUUCCAACCCCACUUUUUUAAACCCGAAAUGGACGCAUUUUUGAAGCGUAAGGCGGAAAAUACCGGCGGCCCUAGCAAAAAACCCAAGCAUGAGGCGUGCCCCCAUGGCCCCAAGUGCUACCGGCGGAACCCGCACCAUUUCCGCGAAUAUGAACACCCCCAUUUAAUAAAAUUACUCGAAAUGGCUAAACCUGAAAUACCGCUAGACUUUCCUUUGGACAAGUCUGUUUAUUUGGAACAAGUGGACAUUUUGCGCCCCUUAUUGAACAUCAAACCGGACGUUAAGCCUAGCACUAGCUCGUCCAGUGUUACCAAUACCACAAAACCGGGGACUAUGCUCGAAAAAUUGCAAAACGCAGCCCCUUAUAACCUGUUUUUUACGACAAUUCCUGAGUCGGCAGAAACGCUCAAACACCCGACUUCGAUCACCUUUACCGAUCUGUUGUGCCCCAGUUUGGGUGAAUUAAAAUGUUCGUUACAGAUUAAUUUCAUGAUUGAUAUUAUGUGGUUGAUGGAGCGGUACAGGGAGCGUAAUUUGGGGAAAAAACCGCUAACGAUUUUAUACGGGGACGAGUUCCCGAAAAUGAAAGAAUUCAUCGAGAAAUUUCUACCAAACGUGAGCCACCAUUACGUCAAAAUGAAAGACCCGUUCGGGUGCCACCAUUCCAAAAUCGGGAUUUAUUUUUACGAAGAUAAUUCCCUUCGUGUUGUUAUCUCAACUGCAAAUUUAUACUACGAGGACUGGAAUCAUUACAAUCAAGGGCUCUGGUUAAGUCCCCCCUGUCCGCAACUGCCCGAAACCGCGACGGAAAAAUCCGGUGAAUCCCCGACCGGGUUCAAGUCGAGUCUCCUAAACUACCUGAAACAUUACAAUUUGCCGGUGUUAAAGCCAUGGAUUGACUAUGUCAAAAGGGCGGAUUUUAGCGCCGUUCGGGUGUUUCUCGUGACUUCCGUCCCGGGGAAACACUACCCGGGGACGCAAGGGAGUCACGUCCACCACGUCGGUGAUUUACUGUCGCGGCAUUGUAGCCUCCCUGCCAAGACAGGGCCCGACAGUGAGGGCCCCCUCUCCUGGGGGAUUAUCGCCCAAGCGUCGAGCAUCGGCUCGAUGGGGAAAUCCCCGGCCGAGUGGCUCCGGAGCACACUUUUGCGCAGUCUUUCCGGCCACAAACAAACCCAACUAGUUUCGAAUUCGAACGCAACGCUUAGUAUUAUUUUCCCGAGUGUUGAUAACGUGAUGAAUGGGUAUUUCGGGGCCGAAAGUGGGGGUUGUCUGCCGUACUCGAAACAAACAAAUGAGAAGCAGCGCUGGCUGCAGAGUUAUUUACACCAAUGGAAGGCGGAUAAGUUGGGGCGAAGUCGCGCAAUGCCACACAUUAAAACCUACUGUCGCGUCUCGCCAUGUUUGUCCAAGUUGGCGUGGUUUUUCAUCACGAGUGCCAAUUUAUCAAAGUCGGCGUGGGGUGGAAAUUUACAGAAGGACAAGGGGGCGUAUGUGAGGAGUUACGAGGCGGGGGUCAUGUUUUUGCCGAAGUUUUUCGAUGAGGAAUAUUUUGAAAUCGAAACUACUCUCAGUGGAAAAAAUAAAAAAUUGUUCCCGUUUAUGUAUGAUCUGCCGCUCACCGAGUACAAAUCGAGCGACUACCCGUGGUGUAAUUAAUUUUUUAUAUCGUAUACAGUUUGUUCAAUAAAAUUUUUCAAAAAUC